UCGAUUAUCUUAAUGUCUCUGCAGAGGAAUUUAAUUAUAUUUUGACGUGCCAGAGCGAGUGCUUGUUACGCCUGCCCAUCUGGUGCCACAGGAGGCGGUCAUAUCACCGGCGCUCUCCGGCUCAAUGGACUAACUGUCUUCAUUUGCAGGCUUUCUUUCAUAAGUGCUGCACCCUGGACGCACUUCAGUCUCUCUGCGGAGGUUUCACUUGUUCCUCUGAGCUUCCUUCCCGUCAGCGCACAGGGGUCACAUCCUAACAUGGCUCGGAGACUCUGGCUCUUGCUAAGCAAUUUGUUGUUUGUUCUCUCGUUUGGCGCGGAAGGGGCUUACAGCAGGGAGAGAGUUUACUUUAUCGGAAUCAUAGAGGACGACUGGUCUUACGCACCAAGUGAAAAAAACCUACUGAACGGCCUGAACAUCGAAGAUGACGAACAUGCGUCUAUUUUCUUGGAAAGAGGGAAAGACCGCAUUGGCAGUACCUACAAGAAAGCAAUGUACAGAGAGUACACAGACGCCACCUACAGCCACCUGGCGGCCCGGCCAGAUUGGCUUGGUUUUCUGGGACCCAUAUUGCGAGCCGAGGUUGAUGAUGUCAUCAUAAUUCACUUAAAAAACUUUGCUAACAGGAGCUACUCCAUACAUCCCCACGGACUUUUCUACGCGAAGGACGCAGAAGGAGCUCUGUAUCCAGACAAGACACUCAAUGAUUUGAAGGAGGAUGACUCUGUCCCUCCAGGGGGCAGCUACACUUACCGCUGGGAGGUAAGACCGAGGUUUGCCCCCACAAACGAUGACGCCGACUGCCUGACCUGGGUCUACCACUCCCAUAUUGAUACUCCAAAGGAUAUUGCCUCAGGCCUCAUUGGACCUCUCAUCACAUGCAAGAAAGGAAUUCUGAAGAAUCCUGGAAGACAAGUUUCCGAGUCGGCCCGCAAGGAUGUCGAUCAGGACAUCUAUUUGUUGUUCAGUGUGGUGGAUGAAAACCUGAGCUGGUACCUGGAAGACAACAUUAAGAGAUGCUCGGAACCAGAUGGGGUCUCUUCAGACGAUCCAGAGUUUGAGGAGUCGAACUUGAUGCAUGCUAUAAACGGGUACACAUUUGGUAAUCUGCCUGGUAUUAAGCUCUGCCAGCACCGGCCUGUAGCCUGGCAUUUAUUUGGGAUGGGUAACGAAGUGGAUGUCCACAGUGCUUUUUUCCAUGGAAACACUCUGCUGGACCGAGGCCACCGCACUGAUACAAUCAGCCUGUUUCCGGCCACGUUCGCUACUGCUACCAUGGUCCCAAAAAUGAGAGGAAAGUGGCUGCUGAGCUGCCAGGUUAAUGACCACUUACAAGCUGGUAUGCAGGCCUUUUACGAAGUGAUGUCAUGUGACUCUUCGUCUGGCAGCACAAUACCUGGUGUUGUCAGGAAUUUCUACCUGGCAGCAGAGGAAGUCCAGUGGAACUACGCCCCCUCAGAAAAGAAUUUGAUUAAAAACGCAUCGCUUACUGAAGAGGGCAGGGCAUCAGAUGUGUUUUUUAGCCGAGAUAAUGGAGCAAUUGGAGGUACCUAUGUAAAAGUAAUAUACAAAGAGUACACAGACAAUACCUUCACCCACGUCAAAGCAUCACCAUCCCAUCAUGGACUCUUGGGUCCUGUUCUGAGGGCAGAGGAGGGCGAUAUUCUUAGAGUGACAUUCCAGAACAAGGCCAACAGAAGCUACAGCAUUCAUCCUCAUGGACUUCACUAUGAGAAACAUUCCCAGGGAACCAGCUACGAAGAUGGUUCUGACAACCCAGGGUCACAUGUUGACUCGGGUAAGGAAUUUGUCUACACUUGGCGGGUGCUGGAAGGCCCGUCGCCAUCCGAUUCUCCUUGUAUUCCCUACAUGUACUACUCCGCCACGGAUCCUGUCAAGGAUACCAACUCUGGAUUAGUUGGGCCUCUACUUGUGUGUAAACGAGGAGCGCUGGGGAAGAAUGGAAUCCAGAAGGGUGUUGACAAGGAGUUCUUCCUCCUUUUCUCUGUCAUGGAUGAAAACUUGAGCUGGUAUCUGAAUGAAAGCAUCAGGCUUUUCGGCACUGCUGAGACAGAUGAAGAAGACGAGAACUUUGUGGAGAGCAACAAAAUGCAUGCUAUAAAUGGACUCAUGUACGGGAACCUUCCGGGGCUGGAAAUGUGUGCCGGGGACAAUGUCAUGUGGUACACCUUUGGGCUCGGCACAGAGGCAGACAUACACGGAGUGUAUUUUGAGGGAAACACCUUUGAGAAACAAAGCACUACACGCGAUACAGUCAGCCUGUUUCCCCACACCACUGCAGCUCUCUUCAUGCAGCCAAAUAAUCAUGGCCUGUUUGAGGUGGACUGCAGAACAACAGAUCACUUCUCAGCUGGCAUGAGGCACCUUUACAAAGUCAAACCUUGCAAGGCAAAAAGCAUACAUGCCCCACACUCUGACUCUCCCAGGAUUGUGAAGUAUUAUAUCAGUGCAGAGGAAAUUGAAUGGGACUACUCACCUACAAGAGACUGGGAGCUGGAGAAACACAAAACAAAUCCAGAGGAGAGUCCAGGCAAUAUAUUUGUGGGUAAAGGGGAGAACAGGAUUGGCUCCCGCUAUAAGAAGGUAGUGUAUCGUGAAUACACAGAUGAAACCUUCAAAAAUCAGAAGGCACGGGAGGAACACUUGGGCAUCUUGGGUCCGAUAAUCCACGGAGAGGUGGGAGAGCGGAUUCUGAUUAUAUUCAAAAACAAAGCCAGUCGGCCUUACUCCAUCACACCACACGGAGUCAAGGCCAGCGGUUCACACACUGCUGUUCAACCUGGCCACAUUAUUGAGUUGACUUGGGAUAUUCCUAAAAGCUCUGGACCAACAAAUUCAGAUCCUAACUGCACUACCUAUGCUUACUUCUCAUCUGUUGACUACGUCAAGGAUCUCUUUAGUGGUCUUCUUGGGCCGCUGGUGAUAUGCAGGCCUGGGACUCUGGGCCAUGGCGAGUUGGUUGACAGACAAAGGCGGGACAUAGACAGGGAGUUUGCGCUGCUGUUUUUGGUGUAUGAUGAAAACCAGUCCUGGUACUUGGAUGACAACAUUAAGACAUACCUUGGCGUCGACCCUGGAACAUUUAAAAAAGAUGAAGACUUUAAGGAGAGUAACUUGAUGCACGGAAUUAAUGGUAGACUGUAUGGUAACCUCCGUGGACUGGUGAUGAAGGAGAAUGAGAAAGUCGACUGGUAUCUACUUGGCAUGGGCAAUGAAAUAGACAUGCACACAGUUCACUUUCAUGCCGAAACCUUCAUCUACAGGACGGACCAUGUGCAUCGCGCAGAUGUUUUCGAUUUGUUCCCUGGGAUUUUCCAGACUGUUGAGAUGGUGGCGGCAAACCCAGGGACAUGGCUGCUCCAUUGUCAUGUCUUUGACCACAUCCAUGCAGGCAUGGAGACCACUUAUACAAUAAAAGCUACAGAAAUCCACUUGCGAGCUACUGCACCAGAACAUAAAGUCGGUUUGAAGACGCUGCUGUUCGCACCUGGAUUCAGUCUGCUAGUCAGAAGAAUUUAUAGAUGAGGGACAGAUGAUUGUAUGUGUGUUAGCACAAUUAUGGUCAAUGAUGCACCUUUCUUUUGAUUGCCUAAAGUAAUCAAAACUCUGUAAGAUAAUGCAUAAUAGAUUGUAUUGUGUAUGUUAUGUCAACCACUGGAUGGUCAUGCCUAUUCCAAUAGCUUGAUGGUAUUUUUUAAUUGUGCACUGUCAGUCCAUUAUUUUAAGAAAAAGGGAGAUGUUGAACCAAAUAUUUUAAGUUGGUUUUGAAUGUAUGGGUAAAUCUAUUUCUUCAAGCUGUUUUGUUAACUUGAAGAAAUUUGUUUUUGAUGAAAAGAAAGACCACUGUUUUUUUUCUUUCUCUUUUUUGACUUCUGCAUGUGAGCAUCUCUUACUACCACAAGGUGGUGAUCAUUCAUGCAUCCAUUCAGUCUGGAAACAAACGGAAAGUUAUUCAAAGAGCAGGUCGUCGAGUCUGUCUGAAUGCAGCAGUCAACAAAGUCUGCAUCACAGUUCACAGAUCUAUGGAUUUUUGUUAUGGAGACUAGCAUGGUGUGAAUGUUGUAGAUUUUGUGAAAUUAUAUUGAGUUCACCAGAUGGAUUCAGUUCAUUAGCAAGAGUUUAGUUUUUCAUGGGAAGUGUUGUUUAAAUGGGGACCAAGAAAGCAGUGCUGCAGUUUUAAGUCAAAUUUCAUUCAAACCAUGUAUUGUUUUUCAUAAGGUGCAUUUUGUUUCUGAUUUAGUUAUUUUGUUUCUAAUUUAGCUAUUAACUGAAAUUACAUUUUAACCUUGGUGAAUUGCUCAUAUUUUGGUUACACAGCGACUGUUUGUGGGUCUGGUGGACUUGCUGCAUUUUACUGUUGAAACUCAGCACAAAAUAAAUAUAAACAGAAUUUUUUUAUUUUAUUUUUGCCUUUAGACUUUAAAAGAAAACAUUGUAAGAAAAGAAAUUAUUACUCAUUCAUGUUUGCUCUAUGAUGAAAACAUUUAAAUUUAAAACGGAUCAAAUUUCUUUUCAAUAUGUUUAUCUUAUUACACAAGAAUCAAAUGUGAUUGUAGUGUGCUUUCUAAAUCUUAAUGUUGCUCGAAAAUAAUACAUUUUUCCUCAAGACGUCCAUUAGUUGGUCAUAACAUUUUCAAACAGGCCUGUAGUUAUCUGUGUUUGUAGCAGAUGGAUUUCCUUAUUCAAAACAAUAAGGCUAAAUAUAUAAAAUCUGAACUUGGAGAUCUGGCUGUAUAUAACAGCUUUGUGGCUCCAUGGGGCCCACAGAGCCUGAAAGUUGGGAAAAAUUAGUGCCUUGAAAUUUUGAAACUGAAUUUUUCGUUUUGACAGUUCAGGACCUUUAAAAUAAAUGUGUUCAAAUCCCUAAAUCCCUCCUCUGGUAUCUUCCCCAAUGAACCAGAUAUAUAAUGAGAUGGAUAAACCCUAUGAAGUAAAAAAAUAGUGCACUGUUGGUUAAUUUUAAUUGUGGUCUAUUUGUGUAUGCAGGAGUUUGUGAUAAGACUGAAUAAUUAUUAAGCCUUUCAUGGGCACUCAUAGUAGCAGGUCUAGAAGACGGUCCUUCAUCAUUUCCUGAAACACAAAUCCAGGGUGUGAUAGAGGAGUGUUUCUUUACCUCUCAAUCUAACAGCUUGACCUGUGUACCAGCAGAAAUUAGCAUAUCAGUGUUUAUGUCCCUGUGAUUGUUGUUGUUCACUCAGUGAUUGAUUUGCAUAUUGAUCACAUCAGAUCUAGAGUCCACUGCAAGUUAAGACAAACACUACCCAAACUGAAAAACAACUUUUAACCAUCCUGGAUUUGUAACCCUUCCAACUUUCAUGCAAUUCAUUUAAACUUCUAAAUUUUUAGGCAUGAAUAUUAUAGUAUGCAUGUAUAAGAAUUACUGAUGACUGUUUUAUCUAUUUUUUAGUCACAAAAUGGGUCAACAUGAGUAGGCCUAAUGUGCAGCAUCCAAGAAUGUGUUUAUUGCAUAAAUUAAUGA
Xiphophorus maculatus (southern platyfish) is the source of this 5500-nucleotide messenger RNA. Its product is annotated as hephaestin-like protein 1. The record is from RefSeq and is a predicted model, not a curated record. Gene Ontology annotation, molecular function: ferroxidase activity; copper ion binding. NCBI's taxonomy places the organism in Eukaryota, Metazoa, Chordata, Actinopteri, Cyprinodontiformes, Poeciliidae. The transcript is spliced from 20 exons. The coding region runs from base 259 to 3546 and encodes 1095 amino acids. Gene Ontology annotation, biological process: iron ion transport. Gene Ontology annotation, cellular component: plasma membrane.